GGUAGAGAGACGUGGUGGAGAUGUAGCAAUCAACGGAAACUAUAAUUUUUUAACGCUCUCCAUUCCUCUUAUAUCGUGCAUUUUACUUUUUUCUACUUUGUUUAUUUCUGUUUUCUUAUUUUACGCUUGUUUUGCCGCUUUUCGGUUCGAGUUGUGUAUCCUUGGCAACGCCAGUAACUGUCCUGCGAAGUUUGGAUCAAGUGGUUUACCUUUGGCCGGAAAAUAAACUGGAUAACUACCCGAUAAACUAACGGAGUUGACUCCGUGAGUCACAGGAGGGUCUGUGAAAGUACUUCAGACUGUCUUUAUCCACAUUUAACGAUUUUUAUUUUUAAUUUUAAACCUUGUGUUAAAGGAAACCGGACAGCGCGAGACAAUAGUGGUGUGUGAGAGACACAGAGAAAGCUCGUGCAAGGGAGGAGGAGGAGGGGGGUCGAUGCCUCGCGGGGGCUUUGUUCUGCCCCGUGUUGAGACAUACCGCGGAUAUCGACAGAUUUAGUGGUGGAUUAAUGAUUAGUUCGUGAUUAAUAAGCGGAGUCGGAAGCCGUGGGAGCAACCAUGGAUGUGACUCUGUCGGAGUUACUAGCCACUUUCAUGGAGUCGCCGCUGGUGGUGUGGGUGCGGAUGCUGGGCCCGUUGGGUUCAUGUGACAGUGUGGGCUCAGAGGAGCGGGUCAGCAUGUUCAUGGAACUGGUGGACGGUGUCUUCUUGCACAAGAUCAUGACACACAUUGACCCGAGCCCGACCAACCAGAGGCUGAACAAGAAUGUCAACAAUGAUGUGUCGCUUCGCCUUUACAACCUGACUGUUCUCACCAGACACAUCAGGACGUACUACCAGGAGACUUUACAGCAGUUAGUAGUCAUGCCCCUCCCCAACAUCCUUUGCAUCGCCAAGGAUCCAAUAUCAGCCAAGAGCAUGGAAGAACUGAAAAGACUGUUGUUACUGAUACUAGGCUGUGCUGUACAGUGUGAGCGUAAGGAGGAGAUGAUAGAGAAGAUCAAGCUGCUGGACAUUGAGACCCAGGCCGCCAUCGUCUCUCACAUCCAGGAGGUCACCCACAACCAGCUGAAUGUUCUCGACCUGUCGUGGCUGGAGGAAGGAGCAGAGAUUGUGCAGGAAGAGCUGGAGCCUCUUUCCCGUAACAUGGCUUCAUCGCUACGGCAACUGAUUGACCAAAGAGACAAAGCCAGUGAGGUGAUUGUGGAUCUGACCCAGGAGAGGGAUUACCUGUUCAGUCAGCAGCCCCAAGAAGGGUGCAGGACUCUAGGCAUGAGCAGCCUGGAGCGUGGGCAGGGCUCUGGAGGUGUGGGAGUAAAUGACGGAGGAACGUCUGUAACUGUGUCUGGGCUGACCAAAGAAGAGAAGCAGCAUCUGUCUGUGGAGCUCGCCGACACCAAGGCCAAGCUGCGCAGAAACAGACAAGAACUGGAGGAGAAGACAGAGCAGCUGUUGGAUUCAAAACAUGAGGUGGAGCGUCUGGAUCAGGAGUUACAGAAAGUGAAACAAGAGAACCAGUCGCUGUCUUGUGAGGCUCGUUCGGUCCGAGCGUACCGGGACGAGGUGGACUCACUGAGGGAGAGAGCAGCCAGGGUCGACAGACUGGAGACUGAACUGACCAGAUGUAAAGAAAAACUCAACGAUGUUCACUUCUACAAGAGCAGAGUGGAGGAGCUUCGUGAGGACAACCUGACUCUCAUGGAGACGAAGAUGUUGUUGGAGGAGCAGCUGUCAGCCUCCAGGGGACGCUUUGAGAAACUCCACACACUGGAGAAAGACAACCUGUUACUACGAGCUAAGAUACAUGACCUGGAAAUGGAGAGGGACAAUGAACGUCAGAGGCUGGAGGAGCUGGUGGAGGAGAACAUGCUGCUGGAGAUCGGACAGAAACAGAGUAUGAACGAGUCGGCUCAUCUCGGCUGGGAGCUGGAACAGCUGACUAAGAACCACGACAACACUAACACAGAGACUCGCAAGUCAUUGGUCCAUGAGCUGAACGAGUGUGUUUCCAGUCGAGUCUUGAAGCUGGAAAAGGAAAACCGGGAGCUACAGGCCUCUAUAGAGAGACUGAAAGGGGAUAAUCACCUCCUGCAGGAGCAGCAGCUCCAUACCCAGGAGCUGGACCGGGAGAACCAGAGCCUCAGCAAGAAGCUGGAGCGCCUUCAGGUCUUGUUGGACCAGGAGAGACUGACCAAUCAGGACAUGGAAUCUCUGGGAGAGGAAAUAUUGAAGGAAAAGCAGAGUCUGGAGAGAGAAAUGCACGGUCUGAGGGCAGAGAGGGAUCGGCAGAUUUCAGAGUUGGAGAGCGACAAGCAGCACUUGUCUGAAGCAGUGGUGUCCCUUCAGGAGCGCGCACAGUCUAACAGUGAGACAAGGGUCCGCGAAGUGGAAGCAGAGAACCGUCUACUGCACCAGAACAUCACCGACACCAGCUCCCGAGUGGCCAGCUUGGAAAGUCAACUCAAAGUCUCCAAUGAGGAGGCAGAGAGGCUGAGGGAAAGGGCGGGUCGGUGCGAGGAGGCGGAAAGAGAGGCUGCAAGGCUGGAACGGAGCAGGGACUCUUUGAACAAAGAAGUGGCGUCUCUGAGUUCAUGCAGCGAGCGGUCAGAGGCUCUAGAGAAGCAGGUGUCCUCCCUGGAGCAGGAGGUGUGCAGGCUGAAGCGGGAGGCAGAGGAGGCCCAGCAGAAGCUCGGGAGGCAUGAGGUGGACAAUGGCUUGCUGUCAAAGGAGAACCUGGACCUCCGCUGCUCAAUGGAAAACCUGCGUGCCUCAUCCGCCCGCCUAGCCACCCUGCAGGAGGAGCAUCAGGAGGUGCAAAGAGAGGCACAGGAGUUAAAGAGGAGGGUGGAGGAGGUCAGAGAGGAGGCACAGACGGAGAGGAAGAGGGCCGAAAGGCUGGAGCUGAACACGGCAGCUCUGAAUCAGGAGAAAUAUCGCUUAGAAGAGGAGAUAGAGAGGAGUAAAGAGGAGAGGGAAGAGGUAGAGAGAGAGAGGCGAGAGACACACAGCAGAGAGGAGGAAUGGAGAAGGGAAGUAGCAGAGCUGAAGGAGGAGCGGAAACGAAGGGAGGAAGGAGACAAGGAGAGGAGGAAGCUCCAACUGGACCUGGAGCAGUCAGAGAAGGGCAGGAAACACCUGGAGAAGGAGAGCUUGAAGAUCAGAACGCUGCUCGAAGGUAAAGAGACAGAGCUGGAGGAGAAAACCAGGCGACUGGCUACAGUGGAGAAGGAGGGCACGACUCUAAAUAAGGAAGUGGACAGGCUGAAGGAAGUGGCCGUCAAAGCCAAAGAGCUGGAGAGGGAGAACAAGGAGCUGCAGAAACAAGCGACUAUUGACAAGAGGACUCUAGCUAAUCUGAGAGAGGAAUUGGUGUCGGAGAAGCUGAGUGUUCAACAACAGAGUGUCAAGUUGGAGAGACUCAACGAAGAGCUGGAGAAGAUCGGACUGAACAGAGAGAAACUACUGCAACAAGAAUACACACAGGAGGACAGCCGGUACAGGCUGCUGGAGUCUCGGCUGGAGGAAACUGUCCAACAGACAAUGAAGAUUAAGGAGGAGAAAAUCUCCACCCUGGAAAAGAAGCUGGAGGAGAGCAACACACUCAAUACUACCCUGCGUGCCGAGCUGGUCACUGCUCAUAAAACUGCCCUGAGGCAGGAACAGGAGGAGGAAGAAAACCACUACCAGCAGCGCUCAAAUGGCAGCCGGGGUCAAGGGUCAGCAACUGCUGAGCUUCUACGAAUCAAAGAUCAUCUUAUUGAUGUAGAAAAGAAUAACGCCUCCCUGCAGACAGAGAGCAGUCUGUUGAAGGAGCAGCUCAAACAGCUGGAGAACCAGAACACUUCUCUUAACAACCAGAUGGUGUCGCUGCAGCGACACAUCACCACCCUGCAGGAACAGAAUUCAUCCUUACACACACAGACCGCUAAAGUGCAGGUGGAGAACUCCACACUCUCGUCUCAGAGUGCAUCUCUCAUGGCCCAGAAUGCGGUACUGCAGGGCCAAGUCACCGCCUUGGAGACUGAGGUGGAGUCAUGGCAGCGACAGCGUGAGGAGGCGUGGCGAGGUCGAGAGAGUGUGCUCAGCGACCACGAACGCCUGUUGAGCGUUCAUGAGAGGCAAGCUCACGAGUACGAGCAGUUGAUCAGUCAACACGCCGCACUGAAGUGCAAACAGAGGGCGGUAGAGAGCGAACACAGGACGCUGCACAGCAAGUAUUGUAUUUUGCUGCAGCAGAAGGAGAAAUGGGAGGAGCAGGAGGGUCGUGGCCAGAAAGAGAAGGAGGAACUAAACCAGGAGAUCCAGAAGAAUCGUCUGCUACAGCAAGAAAACCGAGAGCUAAAAACAGAAGUGAACAGAUUGACAGAGAGCCAAUCACAGCACUUAGAGCACAGUGAAGGGCUCCAGCAGCGCGUGAAUGAACUCAAGGGCUCAUUAAGCUCUGCCCAGCAGGAAGUGACUCAAUUGAUGGCACAAUAUGAUUCACUAAUGGAGCAACACCAGGGCCUGGACCUGACCAUGACCAAACUAGACAACCACUGUGAGCUGCUGAGUCGACUGAAAGGGAACCUGGAGGAGGAGAACCACCACCUCCUCAGUCAGAUCAACCUGCUAAGUCAGCAGAACCACACUCUGCUGGAGAGGAGCAUGGAGAGCAAAGAGUUGUAUCACCAGGAACAGAAACUAUACAUUGAUAAGCUGAACUCUCUUCGUCGGCAAAAAGAGAAACUAGAGGAGAAGAUCAUGGACCAGUACAAGUUCUACGACCCUACACCUAAAAAGAGGAGUCAGUGGUCUGGAGCCAAAGCUUUAGCCAAACUGAUUAAACCCCGAAAGGAGAGCAGCAGGGAGAGAGGGGGCGACCGAGACAAAGACGGGGGCAAGGAGAGAGAACGGGCAAAGAGUGCCCCUGACAUUCCCCUACCGGCUCCACCCCCACUCCUCCCCCCUGAGACACCUCCCCCUCUUCCCCAGCGGACGGCAAGUGACUCGCAAGAUGGUGGCCACGCUCACAGUAACCAUAACAACCUAAUCACCAGCCCAAGCCUGGGACCCCAGAGUCCAGCACUGACUCCCAUCAGCCGAGGUUUGACUGACAGGGGCCGGGGAGUUUAUCGCAGCAGCACUCCAGGAGGCAGCAGUGAGAGUGUCAAUGGAGAAGAUGGACAUGGGCAAGGUCAGAACCAUAAAGCUUUGAGCUCCACUCCAAGCCAUCAGUCAUCCUCAUUGGGCCUAAUUAACAACUCUAGCUCCAGAAUGGGACAAGGCCCCGGCCGCAGGCCCAGAGGCCUGUUAUUUGAUGAAGACUCUUGCCACAAUACCUCUGACUCCAUGUUUGGUCACCAUGGAAACAAGGGAGGUCGUCCAGGAUCAGCAGACUUCAGUCACAACACCUCCAGCUCCAAUUCACCUGUCAACUGCAGAGACACAAUAGAUUGUCAUGCUCACUCAGCCAGCCUCUCGAGUGAUGAUGUCACGGGUCUCAGCCGUUCACAGCAGACUCUGUCACGUAGCUCCACCCUCCCGUAUGACCACACGCCCCAGAGGGCCCAACCACAGCGUGGAGGCGGAGUCAGGACUAAGACUCGCCCAUCUUCACCUGGAAGCGAGAUGGUGACACUGGAACAGUUUCUACAAGAGAGCAACAUACAGUCACCUCCUAUGGUGUCUACAGGAAGCAGGGAGGACUUGAUGACUGACUAUUUCACCAGAAGCCCCGCCCCCUCUGGUCCCACUAGUCGAGAUCAGGUGACUCCCACCAGUUAUGUCACACCCACUGUACAACCAUCCAACCAGAGGCCAGGCCAGAGUGUGAAGCCUUCACCUCGCCAGCCCAUUGGCCAAUCCCCAUCCUCGGGCCAGCCCCUCGCCCAGAGAACCAGCCAAUCCCUGAGCCGGGCCUUCAGCCUGGCCUCAGCUGAUCUACUGCGCUCUAGUGGACCAGACAGUUUUCGUGGAAAAGAGGGUUCUUCUGGCCAAUCAGAUGUGGUGGUUCGGCGGCAAGGAGGAGGGGCUAAUGCUAGAGAACGACCGCUCUCUGCUCGUCUGGCUGGUCCAACUAAUCAGCUCGGAGAUGCCAGCUUCAUAAACCCACCCAUCCACCACUCAUCCUCUCUCAAUCUGCAGACGGAGAGAUACGCAGAGCGGGAAAGAGGGAGGACUCCUGUCUCUCAGAACGGCCCGUGCUCCUCCUCUUCCUACCAUCACCGUGGAGAGGUCGCCAUGGUAUCUCCGGUCAGGGCUGUGCCCACCCCACGAGCCAACGAAGGCUCAGAGCAUGGGGAUGUGUUACGGGAGGGACAGUCAGGUGACUCCUCCCUCUUAAAGAAAGAAAGUGAGAGAGCGAGGUGCGGCUCUGUUGAACACCCGAAAAGCACGCCGGCUUCCCCUGACCCCAACAACGACCCCCAGACUGUGUGGUAUGAGUACGGCUGUGUCUAAAGCCAGGAACCAGUCUGCUGGAGCUUCAUGGUCCAAAGCCUCAGACACAAGUCAUCAGUGUUUGGGCUGAGCGUUUUGUCUUGUGGAUGAAUGUUAGAAUGUAAAACUGAAGCUUUGUUCUAAUUCAGCAUCAACCACUGGAACUGUCUACAGGCCGAGCACAUUUAAAACAUCUCUGCAUAAACUUUAAUUUCUAUUUUCUGAAAUGAACUUGUAGAUGAACAACCAAACCUGAUUCAACACACCACCUGCCAAUACAGCUGCUGAAAACAGUCAUUCAGGAAGUUUUCUGAAGCGAAGGAGCUGAACACAAACGUCACAUCACACACCAAGUAUCGGAUCUAUGCAGUCAAUUUUCGACUCACCGUUUUCCACUCACCGUCAUCAACCCGAGCUGAAUCGCUCAGAGGCGGGUGCAAUGUAGAUUGAUAGAUUUUUUUAAGGAUUGAAACUUGAACACCACAACACUAUUACCACGUCUUUUAUUAUCACCAUGUUUAGUGUGAUUCAGCAAAUAGCCUCAGCCCAUAUGAUGGGAUUUUCAUUUCAAAGCCACCAAAUUUUUGAAAAUGGAGUUGCUAUUACUGACUGUUGACUGAAAGAUGGAUUGUGGAUGUUUUUGACCAGAUGAUAAUUCAGAUGUAAAAUUUUUUUCGAUUUUGGAUUUUAAAAACCUACAGAAACGGAUAUGGAAGCUGCGAUGUCUUGAAGUCUGAGAAUCCAUAACACUUAAAGCGUGGUUGUGGAGCAGAACACUAAGAACGGGCUUUGAAACUCCGUGACUGCUGACUGACACCGUCUGGCCCUGCACAUGUUUAUCUGGAUGCCAGGAAGUAGCCCUCACCAAGAACGAUUGGAAGUGAAGUGACGACCAGAGCGACUGAAUGUAUCAGAUUUCCCUUCCUUUUUUCCUCUCCUCCACUAUCUAGAACAAACACACUGGAAAAGAUGAGAGGAAAGGAGGAAAUAGAGGGAUUCAAGCAGAGAGAGACAAAGCAUGUGAAGGAGAAAAGGGUGAGUUAGAAUAAAUAGAGGGAUGCUGGGAUGUGGAGAGCGGUGGACAGGAUGAAGGGACAGAUAUAGAGGCGAAUGGAGUGAUGGAGUGAGGAUGAAUAGAUAAACAAGACAGAGAUGGAGGGCCCCUCCCAGUUAAAUUACAGUCUUUCUUCCUCCAUCUUUAGAUUCUAUCCCAGCAUGCAACACUCUGACACUUUACUGGAAAUGUUGCUCUACCCGAGCCAACACUAGUUUCAAAAACACAGUCACACACACAUAUAUAUAAUGAUAUAUACAGACACAGGCAUUGUCCUUGAGGGGGUUGGAUGUGGCUUCGCUAAACCAUUGAACUGGACUUAAUUCACAUCCACACACACACAUACACACAUACACACACCGCUGGGUAAACCACUGUGUUUUGGUUGGGGUGUACUGCUGCACGCUACGUUAGCCAGACAGUUGUAGACACUGCACAACAGCGAUGGGGAGAGACUCGGCUUGAAUCCAGAGCCACUGUGAUCCGAGUCGUUAGAGUUGUUCAUGCAGUGAAUUAACUCGGCAGCAGAAUUUGAGAGUUGGGCAGAUUGUCCUCGCUGUAAUUAUGUAAUGAAAACAACAUCAUCCAAGUGUCUCUGGUGAGUCUCUGACUUUGGUGCACAUUAACUUUUGCAUAGCACCAUAGCAUAACGGUGUGACAGCUUCAUGUAGAUUUACCAUGUCAGUCUAUGAUAAAAGGUGCUCAGUCCUCUACACUCACAUUUAACUGAAAUUUGUCAUAAGUUAUGUCUUUAAUGUGUCUACAGCACAUUAUCCACUGGUCAAAAAACCCACUAAGAUCCAUCAACAUCAGGCUUUUGUAGGCAAUGGAAAAGGGAACAAUCGGUAUUCACACCCGGGUCACAUGACUCUGCAGUAGACGCAGGUAUUUAUUUGCUCCGGUUCCGAUCAGCACCAAAUACAACACCCGGGUGAACACGCUAAUUUUCUCCCCUUUUCCUGCUGUAACACCUCGGCAGCACAAACGCUGUAGACACACCUGUCACCUGUCCAGGUGCUGUUACACCACACAGUGAUGCUGCACACAGUGAUGACAGAGUGAAGCUGCAGCCCUGAAAUAAGUUUUAAAAACACACAAUCACUAAGCGAAGUGUCUCCCACAGAGGCGCCGACACUGACAGAAGCAACAACCUGAGGAUGAGAUGUAAAAGAUCUGUUUUACGGUGGCUAGCAGCUCACUCUUCCUCCCCUGUGUGUGUGUGUGUGUGUGUGUGUGUGUGUGUGUGUGCGUGCGUGCGUGCGUGCGUGCGUGCGUGCGUGCGUGCGCUCUGUAAGUGCAAGUGAUGACUCCUUGCAGUUGUGUGUGUCUGUCAAAAGAAAAGUCUGAACAGAGAGACAAACUCGUCUGACAUUGGAAAAGGUUUCAAUCGGCUUUUAUUAGCGGGUUUACCCUUGUUUAAAAAACCUGCUUAUACCUUAUGCAAUUUUUUUGUCAACACUUGCUCACAUUAGAGAUUCCUCACUAAAAGAUCUUAGUAUGAAUCUGUUUUUCCUAAAGUUUAUCGCUUCUUGUAUGAAGCUCACCCAUACAGGGGAGACAUAUACACUGAGUCACGAGUCCACUGGAGACACAUGAAUGAUUUUGUCAUCACUGGUAGAAGACAUUUGGGGGAGUUUACAAAUAUGUGGUGUAUUGUUUUAACGAUAAAUGAUGAUGUUAAUGAAAAAGAGAUGAGGACACUUAUCCACUGACAUGUAGUCUGUGCUGCUUGUAGUAAAUGCAAAUCUGUGCUUCCUACAUUGGAAAUAACUGACAACAAACAUUCCUGGAAGAAGAUGAUGAUGAUGAUGAUGAUGAUGAUCAAGAUGUAACACUGGAGUUGUGAAAGAUUUUUUGACUGGAAUCCAUCAUUAACCUUUCUGCUCACCUUUUUGAGCAAAAAGCACAUGUCAAUAUGCAACGAACUAAAUUAUUUUACCUGUAACAUUUGUAUAUGAUGUUAGAUUUUAUAAACUGGUCACAUGUUAGAAGACCUGGGAUACAUUUAAAAAAAACUUGACCUUGAAAAUGUUGAUACCAAAACAGAUCCAGAUGAAUUCCUGUAAACUGGUAAAACCCUGUGAUUCCACUGUAAAACUUUAAUAGGUGUAGAUAGAUUUUUGUUUUUUAAUCCUUUUGAAAUGUUAGAACUGAGAUGAAGUGACAUGAUGUGAAACACUGUAGGUUGAUGCUGUCAGUAGUUCGUCUGUUAACUGUGCUGGGUUGGUGUGUGUCGUCUUUGUUGCUGCACUUAAGGCAUCUCUGCAUUAUAAUUUCCCAAAGCCCUUCAGGACAUUUGUGUCUGUGUGUGUGUGUGUGUGAGAGAGAGUGUGAGAGUGAGUCAGCAGUUUCCUGAUGUCACAGUGGGGAAAAAGAUUCCCCAAGCAUUUCUCUUUUAUUGAAAACACCAUCACACCAUCUUGCAUUAUUACUGUUCUUGGCUUUGUUGAAGGUGUGUGCGUCUGUCUGUGUGUGUAUGUUUGCUUCCUGUCUGUGUUUUCUGCGUGUGUGUGUGUGUGUGUGUAUCUGCCAACCUGCCUUACUGUCCCAAAAAUGUGGCGUCUUCCUUCAUGGAAACCUCUGCGAUCUCGUGUGUGGUUUCCGUGUCUUAGCACAGCUGUGCAACCUUUUACUGAAUUAGAAAAAUAUUAGUGCAAAAAAAGCAGCAGUGCAGUUCAGCGUCACAGGAGAGAAGUGAAAGCAGAAGGUGACGUGGAGCUGAUGUCACUGACAUUUCCUGCUGCAACUGGAACAACUGCUACUGUAACUGAGGAGACUGAUGUUAUUACAACCAAGAGCUUUUUUGUAAUAAAGAUUGAUAAAGUCA
Molecule: messenger RNA, 10301 nt
Organism: Seriola aureovittata
Lineage: Eukaryota; Metazoa; Chordata; Actinopteri; Carangiformes; Carangidae
Gene: ccdc88c
Product: coiled-coil domain containing 88C
Exons: 31
Coding region: 559-6441 (1960 amino acids)
Biological process (GO): cytoskeleton-dependent intracellular transport; cytoplasmic microtubule organization
Cellular component (GO): cytoplasm; centrosome
Molecular function (GO): microtubule binding; dynein light intermediate chain binding
Source: RefSeq, a predicted model, not a curated record